Molecule: messenger RNA, 618 nt
Organism: Suillus discolor
Lineage: Eukaryota; Fungi; Basidiomycota; Agaricomycetes; Boletales; Suillaceae
Exons: 5
Coding region: 1-618 (205 amino acids)
Biological process (GO): mRNA splicing, via spliceosome
Cellular component (GO): nucleus
Molecular function (GO): DNA binding
Source: RefSeq, a predicted model, not a curated record
AUGACUGUGACGGGUACAUCACGGUGCGUGCAUGCAGCGCAUGUAGAGUCGACUCUAGAUGGGGAGUUGGUGGUAUUAGGGCUGCAAAGGUAUGGGUCUGCACUUGUUGUACCCGCCAAAAACCCAUACCCAUCAGAGUGGGUAUGGGUUUUUGCUGGGUAUGGGUGCAGAGUUCAGAGAUCCAAGUUUGGGGUUGUUGGUGGAUGGCAUAGACACUUUGGUGAUAGUUAUACUGGUGCAUGGGGUGGGCUUGGACUUGUCAUUGCUUGGGAGUUCUGGGUGUGGCUAGAACUUCUUGGAUGGAACCCCUUGGAGAAUUCACACACCUUGGAUGAAUUUUCAUGGUGUGCUUCACUACAUGAGUACUGUGGAGAUAAUGAUGAUCCAGAGUCAGAUACAGGCCCAAAUGAUGACUUGGUUUCCAUUAUGAUUUCCACAGCAGUCAUGCCCCUCAUCUGCAAGGUGAUUGAGGUGGGCGCACUUAACUCAUACUCAGCAUUGGAUACCCACAAUACGAUAAACUUGGCAGAGCAAGUGGAAGCUUCUAUUGGACAUAACAACCCCAAAUUCCAGGUGACUAGAUACCUCCUGGUCACCACAAACAAGUUGCUAUUCUGA